AUGCAGCCGCCAAAACCAAAACCGCCUCCGCGGCCGCAACUGACGCAUUUUCUAUGCAUCCCGCUGGCGACCACAGUCGGCCGGCCACAGCUCGCUGACAGCCUGGCCACAUUCCAUGCUGACGUGGCAGCUACUGCGGUCGCCAUGACCAGCGGCGGCAACGGCGGGCCCAGUAGUGCCAACAACCGGAACGCGACAACGCGCCGGGGCCCGCUGCCGCCCGCAGCACUACGAGCGGUCGGUACUCUGCACUUGACACUGGGCGUGUUGAGUCUGGGCGACGGCGACCGACUGCAGGAGGCUGUGUCCCGGCUCCAGUCGCUCGCAAAGCGGAACGAGGCAGACGAAGGCUCCGCUGGAGGCAAGGACAAGCCCAUCUCCAUGGCCCUUCGCGGCCUCCAUGCCAUGCAGCCGCCAGCACGGGCUACUGUGCUCUACGCGUCGCCGGUAGACGAGAAGACGGGCAGCCUUGCCGCAGCAGGCGGUCCUCUUCUCGAGCUCUGCGAGCGCGUGCGGACUGUCUUUGCCGACCUCCUGGUCCCCGACGAGCGGCCAUUGCUGCUGCACGCAACAAUUGUGAACACAGUUUAUGCCAAGCAGCCGCGAAUCAGCGGCGGACGGGGAGGAGGACGUGGACGAGGAGGAGAAAAGCUGACGUUUGAUGCACGCGAGCUGAUUGAGCGCUACGAUGACUUUGUGUGGAUGGAGAAGGUGCCGAUCCAUAAGGUGGCACUCUGCCGGAUGGGCGCACAGACGACCGCCAUGGAUGCCGACGGCGCCGUUGUUGAUGCAGCGUAUCCCGUUGAAGCCGAGGUUCGCAUAUAA
Molecule: messenger RNA, 825 nt
Organism: Sporothrix brasiliensis 5110
Lineage: Eukaryota; Fungi; Ascomycota; Sordariomycetes; Ophiostomatales; Ophiostomataceae
Exons: 1
Coding region: 1-825 (274 amino acids)
Biological process (GO): regulation of DNA-templated transcription; DNA alkylation repair
Cellular component (GO): nucleus
Source: RefSeq, a predicted model, not a curated record